AUUUUGGUCUGUCGUCCCGCCGCAAUUUCGGUUGCGACAGAGCUGAAAUAUGUGAUGUAACGAAUCAACCACUACUUUUAAUGAAAGGAGCUGAAAUAUGUGGAGCUGAAAUAUGUGAUGCAUAUAAAUUUGAUUUCCGGAUCAUCUUCGAGUUGCCGGGAUGCAGUGCCGGAUCUUGUAGGCACCUGCGCAAAUCUUUU
This is a messenger RNA of Sphenostylis stenocarpa, 200 nucleotides long. The record is from the annotation of a GenBank genome assembly. Lineage: Eukaryota; Viridiplantae; Streptophyta; Magnoliopsida; Fabales; Fabaceae.